UGGUCCGCCAUCGGCCGCACCGCCGUUACCACCACCCUUGCCGGAUGCACGUCAGCUCUCACCACUCUUUUCGGUAAGCGCCUUCAAACAGGGCACUGGAACGUGAUCGACGUUUGUAACGGGUUGCUGGGCGGCUUCGCCGCCAUCACCGCCGGAUGUGCUGUGGUUGAACCUUGGGCCGCGGUGAUCUGCGGCUUCGUGGCGGCCUGGGUUCUGAUCGGGUUCAAUCGUCUCGCCGAGAGAUUUCAGUACGAUGACCCCCUGGAGGCCGCUCAGCUGCACGGCGGUUGCGGCUCAUGGGGGGUUCUCUUCGCGGGUUUGUUCGCGAAGAAGGAGUUCGUGGAGGAGGCGUAU
Messenger RNA from Dendrobium catenatum, 354 nucleotides. RefSeq names its product ammonium transporter 1 member 1-like. NCBI's taxonomy places the organism in Eukaryota, Viridiplantae, Streptophyta, Magnoliopsida, Asparagales, Orchidaceae. Gene Ontology annotation, molecular function: ammonium channel activity. Gene Ontology annotation, biological process: ammonium homeostasis; ammonium transmembrane transport. The record is from RefSeq and is a predicted model, not a curated record. The annotation marks the transcript as partial. The transcript has a single exon. Gene Ontology annotation, cellular component: membrane.